Messenger RNA from Aphanomyces astaci, 309 nucleotides. RefSeq lists its product as hypothetical. The transcript has 2 exons. NCBI's taxonomy places the organism in Eukaryota, Oomycota, Saprolegniomycetes, Saprolegniales, Verrucalvaceae. The record is from RefSeq and is a predicted model, not a curated record. Bases 1 to 309 code for a protein of 102 amino acids.
AUGCCUAUGCCCUCGCUGUGCUCAUUUGUACGGCUAGGAGCUGCUCGAGCUUAUACUCUGCACACACAGCAUUUGUUGCCGUACCAAUUGCGGGAAUUGGUGUGUCUGCGGUGCUUUUUUGCCCAACGAUUCCCAGCUCAUUCGCCUCUGCGCCUGUACCGGUACGACUUUUAUGACGAAUUCCUCGGCACACUGGUCUUAGACAAGUCGACCGCGGAAAUCGAAGAAAUGUUUCUCAUUUUGCACCAUUUGACCAAACAUCAGCAGUUUGAAUACCUGCAGGAAACCAUGGAACGCAUUAUGCAUUGA